GAUGGAGAGGCUGCAGCGCGAAAACGGAGAGGCUGAAACGGUGGACACGGGAAGGUCGACCACGGUACCCGGUGGGAACCGCUUAGGAGUUCUCAUUUCCAACUCGGGUCUGGCUUCUGCGGAGCAACGUUUCAACAACAAGAAUGCAGGACUGAGAACCUUGCGGAUAACGGUCCUGCCUGCAAAGACCGGCGGCAUGCUACCCGCCGAGUGCCCGUACGAGGGCGAGAUGCACAAAGAGUUGACGCGAAUACUCGGGUUUGAUUCGGAGAAGGAGGCGAACCGUGUGACAAUGCCACCGGAAGGCAACGCGAUGGACCUGGAGGGCAAUCGAACGCUUGUGACCUACGAAGUGAAGGAGGCACCACUCAAGGCCGCUCCACCGCAAGCUCCGCAACAGCCGGACGAAUGCGCCGGACUAGCACAACGUAUGUGUAACCAAGAGCAACCUACAAAGCCGAAACCACCACCGCACAUCGAUGAAAUUUUUCGCGGGCCCAACGCAGCAGAAACGCUUGCACGCGAGCUAGUCCAGGAAACCGGACUGACUGCAGGAAGCGAGCUCAGGGAGUUGGCAUCCGGUGUCGUAAAUGCGGCAGCAAAUGCGGCUGGGACCCUGAAAGGCACGGCUAAAACACAGGUGGGUGCUGUCAAGGACGCAGUUACAGACCGGUCACCAUUCAUGCACAGAUUACAGCAAUACCUGAAGACGAGCACGAAGGGGGGAUCUGCUGCGAAAGCAACAUAUCGCGCUGCAGAUGGGAGCCUUGUGCGCAUUUCUGGCGAUGACGUUGAACUGUUUGACGCGGACGCUGCACCCGACGCAAACCACCUGGACCCGGAUUGUUUUCAGCAUGUUCGCACUUUCGUGAACAAACGUCACUACGAGUCGCGCGCCUGGGUAGAACUGCGCGUUCCCUGGCGGGAAUCUUUUCAGGAUCGAAGCGGGAAACUGCUGAAGACGGGCGACGAAGUAGAGUUUGUGAAUCCUCGCACCGGAGCCGUGGAGCCAACGCUCUUCGGUAAAAUAGCUAGUGGCCCUGUGUCAGCCGAGGAGUACUCCUCCAGCCGUGCCGGCGGCGCUCGAAAUUUAGAGGUAAAAGAGGCAGACGGGGAUCAGUCGAGUGCCGAGGCCACGGCCGAGGAAAACAAAAACCAGGCGGAAGCGAGACUCGGGCUGAGCAAGCUUCCGGUUUCCGCAACAGGAGCUUCCGCGGAGGCCCGAGAUGCACGCAGCGUCCAAUUCGAGAACUAUGUCCGCGUGUGGCUUGAUGAGUACAAGCCCAAUAGAAACCUUCCAGGAGGGGCUGAAAAGGUUCGGCAUCCAGAACCAGUGAUUGUUCCAAUGAGCUGGAUCGCGCGCCGUCAUUCAGAGUCUGUGAGAGAGCAUGACGUUGCGCGCAUCGACCUGACUGCUAUGCUGCAGGGGCCUAAAAAAUCAGAUGCAAGUGAUGUCGCGCACGAGGCGGCUGGAGCCUUUCGCGAGAGGGGUGCUCAGGCUGUCGAAGUGGAGGAUAUAAUGUCCUCCUUCGUUGAUUCCCAUGGUGCUGGUGAGGACAUCAUCGAGAAGAUUCCUAAUGCACCGGCCACUGAUACUGAGGCUGAGGGUGGAACACUCGGAAAGGACAACGAGGAGGUUCGGACAGCAGAGAACUCGCAGGACCGAGGCACGGAGGCACUUCAGGGUCAGUACGUUGAGGUUCUGGACAGUUAUGGUUCGGUGGAUAACCCAAUGGUUCACGUUCGGUUGUUAAAGCCUUUGAGGCUGAAAAGCCGUGGUGACUUCGACUUGGCGUCUCUGGUGGGACAAGCGCGAAAGAAUUACUUCAUGUUACACCGAGACUUCUUAAUACGCGAACGAGCACGAUUGCCGAGAGCCGGGCUCAAUUCGAUGGAGUUGUUGUCACGUUCCUCUCACCUCGCGGAUCUCUCUCCGCCGACACCGGAAUGUUCCACGUUCUUCAAGGCCGCUGGAGAGAUCAAUCCGGAAAAGUCAGGUGCAUGCACCGUGGACAAUCCAUCAGUACUCGUCGGAAAGCAUUGUGCGACCUCUACCUGUAAUAGAGAGGAUAUUCGUUUUUGCUGCGGAACUCCUGCACGAGCAGCGGAAGUCAUGGACAGUAACACAUGCGGUGUGGUCUUCAAAGGCUUUGAGGCGGUCAAGGAGGCGAUAGCAGAAUUUACUGAUGAAAGUGUAGCACGAGAAGGUGACGGCAAGCGGAGUUGUCCAGCGGACAAGCCGGCGGUAUUGGCAGGCCGUCGCUGUUUUGUCAAGGGAGAAGGAAGCGCGAUGGAUACACGAGAAUGUCGAAUCGAUGCCACGGACACAGCACGUUGUUGCGGCCUCAGAGCAGAGGCAGAGGCGCAUAAGUUGGCGCCGUGCAGCACUUUUUUUGCGAAAGGGGGUGAGGGUUUUUGUGGCGCCUCGAACCAAAAAACAAGGCUGCUGCCAAAUCGUGUUUGCGAUGGACCGACAUGCUUGCAGGAACGCGACGCCGAGCGCUGUUGCGGUACCUCUGCGGAGUUUGCCGCCACGCGUCAGAAAUGUGGCGAGCAUUUCAAAGAUUACACGUUGUCAGUGUCAACGGCAGGAUCGCGAAACGAUCGUGAAGCCCUUAUCAAUGAAAAACCAAAAGAACAAAUCGAACAAGAUGGAGGAAACACCGCCCAAGACGGGCGCGAGCAGUGUCCGGCAAGCUUGAUGUACGUGCAAUCACGACAGCGCUGCAAGGACACUCUUUGCACAGCGGAGAGUGACGAGAAGACUUGUUGUGCCGCAACGCCUGAGCCGCACCAAGCUUGCGAGAAGUUCUUCCAGCUUUACCAAGAUUUUGCGAAGUACAUUAACGAAGAUCCGUCGAAGGAGAUCGGGUUUCAAGGAUCGACCACGACUCGUGGGCAUUGUACAUUGGCGAAGCCGUUUAUAAUUCAUGGACGUGAAUGCGCUGGAGAGUCGUGCGAGCAGAACGCUGACGUUGACACCUGUUGCGGUUCGGCUGCUGAGGCUUCCAUGAUUUCGACGGAGAAAUGUGAGGCGGCCUUUUCGCGGUACGCCCACGUGGAGAACGGCGAAGACGGCAAUUCCGAGCUCCAGCUGCAAGAUACCCAAAAGUUCACGUGCACGAAAGAGAAGCCUGAGGUUCUCGGAUGGCGGCAUUGUUACAAUUCGAUGUGUGCGCACGACGACGAGCCAACAUGUUGCGGCACAAAAGCGCAGAGUGAAGCACCACUCGAAAAAUGUGAACACUUUUUUCGGCCGCGGUUCGAAGACAAAGUGGAGAAUGGGUCUCUUACACCCUGUCCGACCGACGGUAGCCCUGCCCCUAUUCCCGGCCGCGACUGCGCUGCGCCGGAAUGUGACGCCACUGAGGACGCGGAAACGUGCUGCGGAACGCCGGCAGAGGCUGCUGCGGCAGUUAGUGCACCGAAGGCGAAGUGUAGUGAGUUCUUUCAGUCUCGAGAUCAGACCGCUGGAUCCGCAAGCGAAACCAAGGACGCAGAUGAUACCGCGAAACAAAGUUUUGCUUGCCCUGCAGAGAAGCCGACGUUGCUCACCGGGCGCCAUUGUAGUGGGAGCGAAUGUGACGAAAAGAAAGACGCGACGAGCUGUUGUGGGACAGAGGAAGAGUCCGCCCUACUGAAGAACGCAGGUGGUGGUCAGGAAUGUAGUGAAGCUUUUACAGACUACGAAGAUAAAGAGGUCGCUAGUGAGACGAACGUUGCUCAUGCUGCUGCGUCCGAUACUGAGCACGAAACCAGCUCGGCUCCGGAUAAAAAAUCACUGAACCAAUGCCCCGCCGAAGAUCCGAUCGUAAAAGUGGGCGAGCGCUGCGCAAAUGCGCAUUGUGAUCCCACACAAGAUAGGGGUGUUUGCUGUGGAAGAGCCGGCCCCAAGCCAAGUGAGCUGGAGAGCGCUGGGGAGCAGAACGUCGCGGCACCAAAAGAUAACACGCCUCUUGUCUGGAGUGAUGGCACUCGCUGGCUACAAGGCCUGCGCAUUGAGUUUUCCACUGACUUUGCGAAGAAGUCUCGUGAGCAUUACAGCGGUGCCUCGACGCAUACCGAUACUUCUGCGGCAGCUGAGGCACAGGCGAACAAGCAGAUUACGCCGCCGAAUGCAGUUCCUGCGACUACGAAAAAUAUAUUCGACACGACCCCAGGACCCACAGCGCAGCUGGAGAUUGCAAAAGCAACACUUACGCGACAAACACCGGCGUCCGGAAGGAGCUCAUUCACAACCGAGGAUGACGCAGCUGCACCCACAGGUAUUAAGGCCACUGCACCCGACAGUCGGACUCCGACUCCUAAAUACUACGCUGAGGGAACGCAUAAAGCACCCUGGAUUGUGGGCGGUCUCGACAUCACUGGCCUGCGAGCGCGUUUGGGUCGCUUUUUUCCAGACACGGGUGAGUACGAGAUUUAUCUCGAGGAUCCAGUUCCAAUCCCGCGCAAGUAUCUCCGAAAAUCGGCCUUGCAGGCAGGAUCCGCUGUCCGUGUUCUCGAGAAGACAUGUUCAAGCUCGGGUCGAAAUUCUCUUACAAGCCCGGGGUUGACAGCUUCACUCGGCCUUUUUCACGCGGGCGGCUUUCCCCGCGUGGGUCUCGUGAAAACGCAUGAUGUCACAGCCUCAGCGGCCGAUCCGGAGAGGCACGCAGGCGAAGUUGAUGGUUACUUCGACGUGACGACUAGUGCCGGCCCGAAACGCGUUCCGGCGCAAAUGGUUGUGGAGUCCGAAGCAGACUGCGCGUGUCCAACCCCGGAUCUAGUCAGUGAGAGCAACACUAUUGUUUCCCGCGUCUGCGUCGCUCCAGUGACGAUAUCUGAAGAAGAGAAAGCACGACAAUUCAAUAGGGAGAAGCUCGCUUUCCUCAAGACUGAGGCAGAGCGUUAUUCUAAGUGCAAUUUCGACAGCCUAGCAGUCCGCCAGCAGCUAGCGAAGCGAUUGCAGGGUACUUUGGCCGAGGGGCUGGGGGAGGAGCUUUCUCUGGCUCCUGAUGAUAAAUCCGUCGAAAUUCUUUUUCACGGUUACGACGCCGCGUGGUGGUCCCGCC
Molecule: messenger RNA, 5051 nt
Organism: Amoebophrya sp. A25
Lineage: Eukaryota; Dinophyceae; Syndiniales; Amoebophryaceae
Source: the annotation of a GenBank genome assembly